AUGUCCACCACCGACGGCACGGUGCGCCCGCCGACCUCGCGUGCUGCUGAGCAUGCAGACGAAUACAAACAGACGCCGCCUGCUCGCACAGCCGCUGCCUUCUUCCCCAUGGGUUACAAGGACGCGGCAUACCAAUGGUGGUCCAGCUUGAGCCCUCAAAACGUUGAGCACAAUGUCCUCAGCCUCAUGCCGUACCUGAAGGAAGCCACUGGCACCAUCACCCACCCGAACGCCAUCGACAGCCACGACCCGUACGGAACCCGAAUCUGGCGACGAUCCAUGGUCCAGCUCUCGGGCAAGAAUCGCGCCCUAAAUGAGGUAUCGGUAGAGAGGGUCGGAGAAGAAACCGAGGAGACCCUCGUUAUGCUCCACGGCUACGGCGCCGGUCUGGGCUUCUUCUACAAGAACUUUGAGCCCCUUUCGCGCGUCCAGGGCCUUAAGCUGUAUGCUCUCGACAUGCUGGGCAUGGGCAACUCAACGCGACCCCCAUUCAAGAUCCACGCCAAAGACAAGGAGGAACAGGUCAAGGAAGCCGAGAACUGGUUCAUCGAUGCCCUUGAAGAAUGGCGCAAGGCCCGCAAGAUUGAACGGUUCACGCUGCUGGGACACUCGCUCGGCGGAUACCUCGCGGUAUCAUAUGCGAUCAAGUACCCGGGACACUUGAAGAAGUUGAUCUUGGCUUCUCCCGUCGGAAUCCCUGAGGACCCCUAUGCCGUCAACGCCGCCAUGCCCGACCCCGAAGAACCGACCUUGCCAACCGACUUCACCGACGAUCCGAUGGCCGACCCCGAGGCUGCCAGCACGCUUGCAAGGCACAAGCCUGCCCAUGUCGUCAUCAAGCGCCCCCUUCCGAGCUGGUUUGUCUGGCUCUGGGACGCGAACAUCUCCCCAUUCAGCAUCGUGCGAUUGACUGGUCCCUUGGGCCCCAGAUUCGUCUCCGGGUGGAGUUCCCGAAGAUUCAAUCAUCUGCCUCCCAAAGAGUCUCAGGCUCUCCACGACUACUCCUUCUCGAUCUUCAAACAAAAGGGUAGCGGCGAGUAUGCGCUUGCAUACAUCCUCGCCCCUGGCGCGUAUGCCCGCCGACCAGUCAUCAACCGCAUCCAAGAAGUUGGCCGACAACCCAUCCCACAACCAGACGGUGCCAAGGCACCGAAGGAGACUGGCAUUCCAAUUGUCUUCAUGUACGGAGAAAACGACUGGAUGGAUGUGGCUGGUGGUCUGGCUGCCCAGGAGAAGCUGAACCAGACCAAGCGAAAGGCCCUGAUCCACGGCACAGAUGAGGAGAAGCGGAGUGAGAACGGCAGCGCCAAGGUCUUGCUCGUCUCCAAAGCUGGUCACCACUUGUAUCUCGACAACCCAGACGAGUUCAACGACAUGAUCCGCAAGGAGCUGGAGGAUACCAAGGAGACAGAAAGGCGGAAGCGCGAAUUGUAG
Ilyonectria robusta is the source of this 1434-nucleotide messenger RNA. Its product is annotated as Alpha/Beta hydrolase protein. Gene Ontology annotation, molecular function: A2-type glycerophospholipase activity. The record is from RefSeq and is a predicted model, not a curated record. The transcript has 2 exons. Gene Ontology annotation, biological process: cardiolipin acyl-chain remodeling. Bases 1 to 1434 code for a protein of 477 amino acids. Lineage: Eukaryota; Fungi; Ascomycota; Sordariomycetes; Hypocreales; Nectriaceae. Gene Ontology annotation, cellular component: mitochondrial inner membrane.